AUGCACAGCGUAGCUGAGCUGGGGCGCUGCGUGUCGGAAGGUGCGGCGCGUCAGGAUGGGCGUGCGAUAGCGCGUGUGUUUUCGCUGCACUCUAGCAGUGUGCGCCGCGUCAUGGCGACUGUCGCGGACCCGUCGGUGCCGGUCGUGCAUGCGUUGCUGUACGCUUCUCGCGUGCCGUCAGGAUGGAGUGAUGUGUGUGAAUUGUAUGUGCGGUGUGGCGCGCUGCUUUUUGGACCAAGCUCGCGUUCACGCAAGCCUGCUGAGUCGUGGCACCUGGCUGCCGAAGCUUUACAAGCAUCGGCUAGCGCCUUUUUGCGUCUGUUUGCUGCGCUCACACCCGGACGGUGGGCGAUACCCGUGCUGCGUGCACUGCUCAGAGACUUGCGAUGGGUGUCAAAGUGCGCGGAUGACGCGAGCAAUGCAGCAUCGCGCGAUUCGCGUGCCUCGCAUGCCCACCUGGAAGAGUGCGCACGCAUCCUAAACAAGGGCUUUACGGCCUGCAUCGCUGACCGCCAUCCUGUGCUGGAAGAGAGCAAGAAAUGGGGCACAUAUGCCAUGGUCAGCCUCGUUUUUGCCACAUACUUCCAGCUGCGAUCUAUUUCGCUGUGCAAAAACAUUGUGCGCGCGCUGGGCGCCGGCGACCUGCCACCCCUCAGCGCGUUUCCUCGGGCACAGAUGGUCACGUUUCGCUACUACAUGGGGCGUCUCGCCUUGCUGGACGAGGAUUAUGGGCGUGCAGAGGCUGAGCUCUCUUCCGCCUUGGCCUACACGCCGCGGCAUGCAGCAAAGCAGCUGGAGCGCAUCCUUGUGUAUCUCACGCCCGUGCGUGUGCUACAAGCGCAGCAUCCGACCUUUCUCGCAUCGUAUCCCCGUCUCGAGGCGACUUAUGGCCCGCUGAUACAGGCCUGCGAACGUGGUGAUGUUCGUGCAUUUGAUGCGGCGCUGAAUGAGACUCGGCGUGAGCAAAGUCUUGUUCGCUUGGGCGUGUACCUGGCUUGGGAGCACGCACGAGACGUGUGUAUUACGCGGCUCAUACGGCGCGUUUGGCGCCAAGAGGGCAGCUCGACGCGGACGCGAUUGGCGCCGAUCGCCUCGGCGCUCCAGUGGCUCGAUGGCGCAUCGGAUGCUUCGGGCGCCGAGUGGCUGGUCGCCACCCAAAUCGCGCGUGGGCGAAUCAAGGGGUAUAUAGCACAUGAGCGCCAGAUGGUCGUCCUGAGCGCGUCGGAUCCAUUUCCGCACGCGGCGCUCACGAUGCUGUCUUAG
Molecule: messenger RNA, 1263 nt
Organism: Malassezia restricta
Lineage: Eukaryota; Fungi; Basidiomycota; Malasseziomycetes; Malasseziales; Malasseziaceae
Product: COP9 signalosome complex subunit 12
Exons: 1
Coding region: 1-1263 (420 amino acids)
Biological process (GO): transcription elongation by RNA polymerase II; post-transcriptional tethering of RNA polymerase II gene DNA at nuclear periphery; poly(A)+ mRNA export from nucleus
Cellular component (GO): transcription export complex 2
Molecular function (GO): double-stranded DNA binding; RNA binding
Source: RefSeq, a predicted model, not a curated record